CGGAAGGGAGGCUGUGUUUACAAACAAAGAGGUACUUCCGGUCUCCGAGGAUCGCUCAAUGGACGUCCAGUUUUCCUCAUUUCAGGUUUUUUUUCGAAAAUUAUGUUUACCGCCGAGGAGAUAUUUCACCCAAGAACCGACAAAGACUUGUUACUUGUGUCAGUUUCUAGUUGUGUCAAAGUCAGCUGCUAGCCUGCUAGCUUAACACUCGCUCCGCCAACAUGGCAGUUUGAUUCAUUUGGACAGUCAAGAAAGUGUCAUGCACGUGUCAUGCAUCUGAGCCGCCUCCUUUUUGGACUCCUAUCGACUGGUUCCAGAACUGCACACCAGAAUUCAGCAGUCAAUGUGCGAUCAAUUUGGAUUUGUUAUUGUCACGCGAGACCACAGGCUUGGCUCGCUCAGGUCAACGUAAACAAGAUGGCGUCUGUCAGCAUCUUCCAUGAUAAUGAGCCCUCAGCUGAUGACAUUAACAACAACAAUGACAAAGAGGUUGAAGGAGACGGUGGUUCUGAAGAAAUUCAAGACCAUGUGAAUAGAGUUCUCACUGACACUGGAGCUCAUUCCAGCAAGACAAUCCCCAAGCGGGAGUCGCGCAAGAAGAGGAAGCGGGCGGGCAGUGGAGGACGAGUGGACAGUGAGGAAGAUGCAGAGACGACGAAGAAGAAGAAGCCCAGCCAACGACCUAACUACUUUGUCUCCAUCCCUAUCACCAAUUCACAGAUAAGCUCAGCAGUGUCUGAGGUCCAAGAGGCGAUGCUGGAGCAGGAACCCCGCUUGGCCAAAGCCAUGAUCCCCGUCCCCACCCUCCACAUCACACUCCUCGUCACUCAUCUGGCCGACCAAGGGCAAGUGGACCUGGCGGCGGCGGUGCUGGCCCAGGUCGAGACGUCAUUGGCAGAGCUGCUGGCGGGGGCGGAUCUGGUGCUGCCCUUCUCGGGCGUCACUCACUUCAGAAAUGAGGUGGUGUUUGUCGGCCUGACCCCCGGACUGCACAUACACACACUGCACAGCCUGGCAGACUUGUUGCGCCGCCAUUUUGAAGAACUGGGCCUCCUGGAAGGCGGUGGCCGUGGGUUCGAACCCCACCUCACCAUUAUGAAGCUGUCCAAAGCGCCAAAACUGAGGUCACAGGGUAUAAAGCGUGUGGACCCGGCACUUUACUCCAACUACACCAGCAGAUUUUUCGGCAACCAGACGGUGGAGCGUCUGGAUCUUUGUUCCAUGCUGAAAAGGAAGCAGGAGGACGGAUACUACCACACGGAGACAUCGCUGCAGCUCGGUGGGCGUCACCGAUCAGAGCCCGACGAGGCGGAGCUCCUGAGGAUUAGCAAGCGAUUGGUGGAAGAUGCCGUCAAUCGGGCUUUGCAGCAAUACAAGCAGGAAACGCUCCAGAACGGGGGCGGGCCCAACGUGCCGGCCGAGGGGACGGCAACAAAGAAGGACACUACAGCCGAUGCCGCCACAGACACCAGGAAGUGACAUCAUCGGAAGGAGUCAGCGACCUGGACAGCUCGGCGUCCACCGGGCUUGACUAACCGGGAACGCUGCGGACAGUAAGCCCGAAACCAGCGAGCUAACCUCGAAGGCUAGCCCAUCGUGCUAGCUUGACUCAGGUAGCAGGCGGAAAAAGUGCCAAGCGUGGGGUUGUUGGGUAUCUUGUCUUCACUAACCGCUAAUUUGCUGCUUUACGUCAAGAGUUGUCGCUCACGUGAUUUUUAUUUUAUUAUCGCAGAGUCAGUCCAAGAAUGCGAAAAAGAGUUGGUUGGACUUUUUAAAGCACAACAUGUUGCACGGCGAUGCAUUGGCCAAACGUGAUCUAACACUACGUCUCGUGUCCUGUAGAGGCAGCAGUGAGACAAUCAUUGUCAAGCUCCAGCGGCCAACUUGUUUCCAAGUUAGCACAAAAACGUCUCCUCUGUUAACACUAAUCAUGCUGGUGUAGAACCCAAAACGAAUGACGCUCCGAUACAGGACCGAUAACUCGUAUUCAUUAUUACGACAACCUGCUUUUUCAUUUUUGACCUUACAUAUAAUCACGUUAAGUCUUCGUUGACAAUGCACAGAUCUACUUUAAUCACGAUUUCACGUCACUUUAUUCAGUUGGGUUGGCGGCCAUGUUUGAUGUUUACGACUGAUGAUGCUAGCUAAAGACUUUUUGACCGCUGACCGAAGCCCUCUCACCCCCUAGCGGCGUGGAGCCCCACCCAUCACACACAAGCAUGGACACAACUGUUUGUUCGCAGUUAUGGACGAUCUAUAAAGACGGAUGAAAGAGUUGCGCCAACAAUAAGUCUUCACUUUUUCACCUGAUCUUUUUCCUUUUUGGGUAAAAACCAGGUGCUUCCUUUGCGUCACCUUCCGGGAAUGAUUUGCACUUUUCAUCAGUAGAAGUGACACAUGCUAAUCCCAUUUUGGCUUUUUAUUUCAUUUGUUUUCUCAGGAAAAUCAUACAUCUCCAAUUUCUUUGGUUUGGUUUGGUUUUUUAAAUACUUUGUGAAUCAAAUUGUUUUUUCAUUUCAUUUGGAAUUUUUUUCACAUAAUUCAGCGCAUUCGAAGGAAACGCAAGUAUCUCUAUUUGGCAAUGACCUUGGUUGCAUUUCAUUUCUAUUUGUUUUGGGGGGUUUUACAUAAUUUGUUGCUGUCUAAAAAAAAUGUAUCUCCGUUUUUUCAUGUUUUUAUACAAAAAUAAUUUACUUUGUGAAUCAGAUUGUUUGUUUUGUAAUUGAAUUUUGCAAUUUUUUUCCACAUAAUUCAUUGUGAUCUAAGGAAGAGCAAAUAUCUCCAAUAUUUGUUGUUUUUGUACAAAAAACAUAAAACAUGGCUGUGGGAAUCUGAUUUUUUUAAAAAAACAAACAAAAUAGAAUGAAGUGCUUUUCAAGGACUGCAGUGAAUGUUUUACUCUCCUUUUUUUGUUUAAUUUGGCAAUUAGAUUUUUUAAUUUGUAUUUGUUUUGUUUUGUUUUUUUUUUAUAAUUUUUUGCUGUAUGGAGAAAAUUAUGUAUCUUCAUUUUUUGUUUGUUUUGUGUUUUUUCCCCCAAAAAACUUCUUUGUGAAUGAGAUUGUUUGUUCUGUAAUUGCAUUUGCACGCGUAAUUCAUUGCGAUCUAAGGAAAAACAAGUACCCCCCUUUUUGUUGCUUUUAUACGAAAAACCAAAAACAUGACUUUGGGAAUCUGAAACAAACGCAAAAUCAGAUGAAGUGAUUUUCAAGAGCUGCAAUGAAAGCUUUACUGAUUUUCUCUGGAAAUGAUUUCAUUCAUUCAGUUGGUAUUUCUGGGGGUUUUUACAUAAUUUGUCACCGUCUAAUGACAAUUAUUCUUAUCCAGUUUAGUUUGUUUGUUUUCGCAGUGUGACAAAAAUCAAGUAUCUCCAAUUGUUGGUUUUACAUGAAAAACAAAAAACAUGAUUUCGUUAAUGAGAUUUGUUUUUUAAACACACAAAAUCGGGCGACACGUGCUUUUCAAGGACCGCAAGGAAUAUUUCAUUGGUUGACUUGCGGCAAGAUGAGUAAAAAAGGACGUCAGUAUAAAAGCAACCACAAGGGGGCGUAUACCGCUCUCCUUCCAUCUGUUUCUAUGUAAACACUCUUCGUUCAUGAACCUUGUGGCUUCCCGAACAUGUUUUGACUGACACGUUGGUGAAAAACGCUAUUAUUGUUUCCUUUUUUCACGCAUUGACGCUAAUAUUUAGCAUUUGUGAGCGGAGGAAGAUGGCGGGAGUUCAUCCUUUCAGUGCUGAUGUUUGCCGUCACCUCGCGGUGAAAGUGGCCUUCCGUCACUGUUGGUUUUGUCUUUUGGUUUGUUAGUUUUCCUGCCAGGCGUCGUGACGUCGCCCGUUUCUGCGGCAAAGGCAAACAUUGGACUGUUGUGUUUGAAAACGCCGCCCAACGUCAACUUCUCGUUUGUUUUUACAGCUGAUGCGCAAAAACGGCGGAGCGCUCCCGUCUUAUAGAAGAUCUUUGACUUUGCGUGUCUGUUUUUGCGGCCACACAGGUGGUCUUGCUGAGUCAUCCAUUUUUUUGAUGAACAUUUGUGACUGAUUUUCAUCUUUUGUUGUCACCAAGCCCUUAAAUCCUCUUCAAAUCCCCUUUAAUACACAACCUGUCCUUUGGCCCGCUCUAUCUCUUCACGUGCGUGUGCGUGUGUGCGCAGAUGAUUUGAUCAGUGCUUCUCCAGGGACGUUCUUGUCUCAUUCCAUCAUCACAACAAGGAACUCUUGUGUGCGUCUGUACAAAUAUGUCUUUUGUGUUUGCCUUUAAUGUGUGAGUGUGUGUCUUGUUCAUGUUGUCAUAUCUUCACAAUAAAACAGGAUAUGAGAAUCCAAAGCAAUAUCCUUGUUUUGAUGUCACGUUACAAUAAAAACAACAGCAGAGCCCUCCCGUCAUGAAGAGGAUCUUUGGGUUUUUGUAUACUGAAGAGUCUCCAGCACAAUGAAUGACAUGUCAGUAGUCACAGCUUUCAUUGCACCAAUCACAGCUGCAACGCAAGCCUCCAUUUUGGAUCCAUCACACACACACACCAUGACAAACAUGAUGUGCAGCUGUCUUCAUUUUUGGUGCCAUCAAUGAUAAACACCUUCCUGUUUCCUCCGUCCUUCCUCUCCUCUUACCUCCUCCAUCUCCUUCCCUUCUUCCUUCUUAUCUCCUCCAUCCUUCCCUUCUUUCUUAUGGCCUCCAUUUUUCAUCUCCUUCUUUUAUCUCCUCCAUUCUUCAUGUUGUUCCCUUCUUUCUUAUCUCCUCUACCCUUCAUCUCCUUCCCUUCUUUCUACUCUUAUCCCCUGCAUCCUUCAGCUACGUUUCCCAUCUCCUCCCCUUCUUCCAUCCAGCCUUCAUUCCUUCCCUUCUUUUUUCUGAUCUCCAUCCAUCCAUUUUCUAUGCCGCUUCUCCUAGUUAGGGUCACGGGUACGCUGGAGCCUAUCCCAGCUGACUUUGGGCGAGAGGCAGGAUACACCCUGGACUGGUCGCCAGCCAAUCGCAGUCUUCUGAUCUCCUGCAUCCUUUACCUACUUUUCUUAUCUCCUCCAUCCUUCAUGUUCUUCCUUUUCCUCCUCCAUCCCUCCUUUGCUUCCUUCAUGAUCUCCUCCUACAUCCGUCCUUCUGCAACACCAUCCCCCCCAUACUUCCUCCCCAUCCUUCACCUGCCUCCUUCAUCCUUCCCGUGCGUCCUUAUUGCUCCCUCCUUCCCCCCUUCCUCUGUCUUUGUCCCCUACGUCCUACCUUGGUGGGCUGUGAUUCAGUCGGGAAGGGCUAGCAGAUCGUCACACGCACACGUGCACACACAUACGAACACACGCAUGACCACAAUACAACAGACACAGGGACACACUGGCUUCGCCCCAAGUGCCCCCGUCACCAUGGCAACGGCAGAUGAGGAAAUGGAGUGUUGUGUGCGUGCGUGCGUGCGCGCGCGCGCGUGUUUAGUUUGUGCUUCCCAUUUGGACGUAAUUGAAUGUGAAAGAGCAACAGUGUGUGUGUGUGUGCUUAUAAUUCGUAAUGCGAUUGAUAUUCACAUUUAUUUACAUGUUAUGAAUACUUCUAAAAUAACGAAAAAAAGGUAUGUUAAAUUGUAAUUAUGUUAAUUUUUUUAAUCAUAUGUAAUAAAAAUAAAAUGUGCGAACCACUAAGUAACAGUAAUCAUACUGAAACAAAAGGCUCUUACCAAAACUGUCAGUGCACGAGUCAUGAUUUACCCGGAGUGCUCGGUGACACGAAAAUAGGACGAGUUGAAACAUUUAAGAAGUGGACACCAACUACGUUAGUACAGACGGGCAGACAGACAGACAGACAGACACAGACAGACAGCCUCGCUAGGCGCCAUUUUGAAAAAGAGUGUCCAGAAGGUGCCUGAAUACUCAGGUGGCACCAAACCUAUUUGUGGCGGGCUGGAAACGCCGAUGGCGGUAAAGAAAAGGAGUCUAUUUUUGUGUCCAUGCUAAUGAUGUCCCAAGUAAACAUCAGCAACGGCCGCCUACAUUGGAGCGUGCGCAUGCUGCGACGAGGAAGAAGGUGAGGAAGUGGCGACGGUGACGACGGUUGCAGAGGAAACCAUCGAGGACGACGAAGACGACGACGAAGGCUGAGGCGUGGAGGUGAUGGCUGACGGGACGGUGGACACGGUGACGGCUGACGACGACAACGCCGCCGCCGCCGAUGCAGACGUGUCGAUCUUGCUGCUGUGCGUGAUGAAGCGAAGACGAAGCUUCAUGGCCGGACGAAGAGUCAUGAUGAUUUUCUCCACCUGCACAGGAAGACGAAGGAAUCAGCAGAAGACCUCCGCCAAGGCUUCUUGAUCAGCCGAAGCGAAACGUGUCUGUUGUCAUUUGAUGACGACCACUUCCUGCUUUGUGUAGGAUGAUGCGCCAUCCUAGAGCGGACUGUAGCAUUGUCGUCACAGUGCAUAAGACACCGCAAAAAGUGACUGUAAACUUCUUGAUGGGGGAACUUUAUCUGGAUUUGCACCACGUCUCUACAAAGUUCUGUGGAAUUUGUUUUGCAAACCAACUGUGAUGAAAACCUAGUAUCAGGGCCACAUUGGAGGGAACAAAAUUGGGGAUUUCCAGAAUAAAGUUGUAAAUUUAUGGGGAAAAAAGUUGUAAAUUUAUCAGAAUAAAUUUGUACAUUUUAAAAAAAGUCUAAUUUAUGUCUAAAAAGUUGCAAAUUUACGAGAAAAAAAGUCAUAAAUUUACCAGAAUAAAGUUGCAAAGAAAAAAGUCAAAUUUAUGACAAAAAAGUGGUAAAUGUACGAGAAAAAUUGUCAUAAAUUUACAAGAAUAAAGUCGUAAAUUUAUCCGAAAAAAAAGUUGUAAAUUUAUGAGAGUUUAUGAAGUUUUACAUUAACGGAAAAAGCCUUAAAUUUACAGGAAUAAAGUUGUAAAUUUACAAAAAAGUCAUACAUUUUGCGAGAAAGAGUCAUGCAUUUACGAGAAUAAAGUUGUAAAUUAGAAGAAAAAAAAUUGCCAGAAUAAAGCUGUAACUAAAAAAAAAAGUCAAAUUUAUGACAAAAAAGUGGUAAAUUAACGAGAAAAAAGUUUUACAUUUACAAAAAAGUUGUCUUCUUUAUUCUCUUACAUUUACUAGAAAAAGUCAUUAAUUUACGAGAAUAAAGUCGUAAAUUUAAGAGAAAAAAGUCGUAAAUUUACAAGAAAAAAGUUGUAAAUUUACGAGAAAAAAUACAUUUACAAGAAUAAGUCUUAAAUUUUCAAAAGAAGAAAAGUUGUAAAUUUACAAAGAAAGUCAUACAUUUACGAGAAUAAAGUUGUAAAUUUCCCAGAAAAAAAGUUGUAAAUGUGCGAGAAAAAAGUGGAAACUUUAUGCUACAGGCAUUGCCUGAGACACCUAUGAAAAGGAGGGACUUAUGUGACCUUUGGCCUUGAGCAUUGACGGGGUCGGGGUAAGGAAGGCGGAAGUGAGAAGGGCUAGACAUGCUAAUCUGUUUGUGCUCAACUGCCCUGUUUUGCUGCCACGUUACAAAUAAAAGCUUGCCCGAAGAGGAAAGCUUCCUUCCUUCCUGAAGAGCUAUGCUCGAUUUUCCCUCUGACACCUCAUAUUACCACUUCAUUCUCAUAAAUGUACCACUUCAUUCUCAUAAAUGUACCACUUCAUUCUCAUAAAUGUACCACUUCAUUCUCAUAAAUUUACCACUUCAUUCUCAUAAAUGUACCACUUUAUUCUCAUAAAUGUACCACUUUAUUCUCAUAAAUGUACCACUUCAUUCUCAUAAAUGUACCACUUCAUUCUCAUAAAUGUACCACUUCAUUCUCAUAAAUGUACCACUUUAUUCUCAUAAAUGUACCACUUUAUUCUCAUAAAUGUACCACUUCAUUCUCAUAAAUGUACCACUUCAUUCUCAUAAAUUUACCACUUCAUUCUCAUAAAUGUACCACUUCAUUCUCAUAAAUGUACCACUUUAUUCUCAUAAAUGUACCACUUCAUUCUCAUAAAUGUACCACUUUAUUCUCGUAAAUUUACUACUUUAUUCUCAAAAUCUCAGAUUUUUGUUUCCAAUGUGGCCCUAAUCCUCCGUCGUAAAAAGGUGAACAGAAAUGGUGUAAAUAUGAAAUAAAUAUUAAGAGUUUCAUCUGGUGAGAUGUUCAAGAGAUGUCCACAGAACUGGACAUCAUUCAGCGUGUUGACUUUUUGAUCUGGUAGAUUGAGAUCUGGACUGGUUGCAGGUGAGUACUGUGCGGACACGUGUGGCAGUGCAUCCAUAUCGCACGUUGUCUGUGACAUUUUAUUCUAUUUAUCUUUGCUCGAUAUUAGCAGCGUCCAAUGUGCGGCCUGGGGGCCAUUUACUGCAUGCGGCUAUUUUAUCUUAUUGGCCCUCGAAUACAAUUAAAAAAGAAAACUACAGCAAAAAUAGAAAAAAAGAGCAGUCAUUUUACAAAAAGAGAGACAAAAUAUAGUCAUAAAAUAAGUCAUAAUAUUAAAAGAAAAAAAUAGCAAAAUCUUGAAACAUUACAAACAAAAAUAUGACUUUUUUGAAGUCAAUAUUAUGAGAAACAAAAAAAAGAAAAAUGAAGUACCAAUUUUUAAGGAGGAGGUUGUGUAAACGUUCUACCGUGACCGUAAUAAAGUCAACUUCUGAAUAAAAGACUUAAGACGUAAGAGCACAAGGACGAAAAGGAGUAAAAAAGUCUAACCUGAGAAGAAAAAGUUGAUAAUGAUAAUAAGAAUGGAGUCAUUUGUCAGCGAUAACAGAAAGCAGAGAUUCAUUUUUUAGCAUGUGCCCCAUGGUGGAAAAAGUUUGGACACCCCUUUUCAAUAUAAAGAGGAUUUUAAAAUCAUUUCAAAAUAGGUUAAAACAUUUUUUGUUUUGAAUUUUAAUUUCAUUAUUGAAACUACUUUCUUAAUUGUAUUCCUUUAUCAGUGCAUUUAUUCAUUUCUUACAUUCACCCGAGACCGGUUGCCAGCCAAUCACACGGCACUCUAAAUGGAAUGACUUGGCAAAAUAUCCGUCCUUCCAUGACUAUUAUGAAUCCAUGUGUACUCCUACUGUA
Messenger RNA from Dunckerocampus dactyliophorus (ringed pipefish), 8992 nucleotides. Its product is annotated as A-kinase anchor protein 7-like. Gene Ontology annotation, cellular component: cytosol. The record is from RefSeq and is a predicted model, not a curated record. The transcript has 11 exons. The coding region runs from base 271 to 1479 and encodes 402 amino acids. Lineage: Eukaryota; Metazoa; Chordata; Actinopteri; Syngnathiformes; Syngnathidae. Gene Ontology annotation, molecular function: protein kinase A regulatory subunit binding.